UGUAUAAUGCAUCGAUAUCCACAUCCGGCACCAUCUGUAGGCACUACGAGGACUACUUCCUGGUCGUCUAAGGGUACUACAUUGUCAAUUUCUGAGGUUGGUUCAACUAAAGGAUCAUCAUCAACCAUUACACCAUCUAGACAUGUUUCUUCGCCUAAAGGGUUUGUGGGUUCUUCACCAAUUAGCAGCUACUCACCAAAGUCCAAGCAGAGUCCUGCUCCAAAAAGAUUCACUCUAGAAGUGAUUAUUCCUCCUAAAAGCUCUAUUUCAUCUUCUUCAGCCAAUGCCUUAUCAUCAUCAUCAUGGCAUGCAGCUGUGAAGGCUCCAACACCAGUGACACACCUGCAGCCACCAAGCCACACUGCAAGGACCACAUCUAUCUUGCCGCCCUCCAUUGCAUCUAAAAUAAUACCUUCUUCUUCUUCAUCACCAACUUCACUGCCUGCUCCAUCAUCAAAUAAAUCCCCGGUUACGUCUCCUCAACCACCAACUAAUAUUGCUCCAAUUCCACCAAACUCUAAUUCAGCAUGCGCAAUGCCAAUUACGCCUACACUUUUCUUGGCAUCACUCCUCUCACUUUCCAUCACUGUUACGUUGCUUUACAGCAAUUAUUUACUAUUUAUCAUUAAUUAAGAAUACAACUACUUCCACUGGAUUUUGUUCAUUGGGUAUCCAAAUAUUUAUAUUCUCUUUUAUUCAGUUAUAUUAU
Ipomoea nil (Japanese morning glory) is the source of this 709-nucleotide messenger RNA. Its product is annotated as flocculation protein FLO11-like. Lineage: Eukaryota; Viridiplantae; Streptophyta; Magnoliopsida; Solanales; Convolvulaceae. The transcript has 2 exons. Bases 7 to 633 code for a protein of 208 amino acids. The record is from RefSeq and is a predicted model, not a curated record.